This is a messenger RNA of Saccostrea cuccullata (small rock oyster), 1053 nucleotides long. RefSeq names its product pro-neuregulin-2, membrane-bound isoform-like. The transcript is spliced from 3 exons. Lineage: Eukaryota; Metazoa; Mollusca; Bivalvia; Ostreida; Ostreidae. Gene Ontology annotation, biological process: positive regulation of mitotic nuclear division; positive regulation of cell population proliferation; epidermal growth factor receptor signaling pathway. The record is from RefSeq and is a predicted model, not a curated record. Bases 405 to 935 code for a protein of 176 amino acids.
AGUCAGUUCCCUGUAUAUAUACCCCACAGAAUGCCGCAUAAUCCUUCAUUGCUCUAAUGUUUUACAAAACAUCGACAUCUUAAAAAGCAUCAGUUAUCGGUAAGAAAGGACCGCAGAGUGAUUGGUGAUUUAAUAAACGUGCGCUGGUCCGCGAAGACGCACAACUUUAAAGGUGUUGGCGAGAAAACUAGCAUUUACAUUUAAAGUUUGGAUUUUUGACGUAAACGUUGUAUGUAGGAAGUGAAAAAAAUAUAAGACCGAGAGGAAAAUUUAAUAAAACUGGGGGUACUUGACCCGAUAGUGUUUUGAUUGGUCGCGAGAGUCACUAGUGCUCGCAAGGAAUAUAAAGGCUGUGACAUUAUUGUAUCGUCAUGUGAACGGGCCAUCAUGCUACUACUGUCGCCAUGGAUUCAGUGCUGAUGUGGCUCUUAGUAUUUACUAUGCUUCUGGCCGUGCAAGUCAAAUCUGUCCCGGUACAGAACAACAAAUCAGGACCCAAGACACGAACGUUCAGCGGCCAAAUUCAGAAUCAAAUGUCUCAAGUGACAAAAAUUGAAUCUGAAAAUAUGGAAAAGCCAAGGGACGCUUAUGUAUACAAUCGUGUUCAGUUAACGUUACCGUCUUCCGACAAAAACUCCGUGCUUUCACAAACAGACACACUGACAAAGUCUUCAAGGAGACACCGACGGUCUUCCAUUUUUUCAAGGUCAAUAGUGGUACAGGAAAUUCAUCGUAACAGUCAUUUAACAGACUGCACAGAAUGGGAGAAUCGCAGCUACUGCCAUAACGGGGGAAAGUGUGCUUAUAUUCCCAAACUAGACCUUAAAACAUGCAGGUGUCCUAUGAGCUAUACGGGGUCUCGCUGUGAGAUUUUUGACCUUCAGUUUUUCAUGAGUCAAAUGACCGCCUUCAAUCCAUUUAUGUUUAGUGGUUAAAGGAAAUAUGGGAAAGACAAACAGACUUUGUGAUAGUGCUGGACAUAAUGCACGAACAACGAGAGUUCGCCUGUCCGUCAUCGAACUAGGUCAUCCAAAAAUCGAACACGACCAGAAA